Aphanomyces astaci is the source of this 354-nucleotide messenger RNA. RefSeq lists its product as hypothetical. The transcript has 2 exons. Bases 1 to 354 code for a protein of 117 amino acids. The record is from RefSeq and is a predicted model, not a curated record. NCBI's taxonomy places the organism in Eukaryota, Oomycota, Saprolegniomycetes, Saprolegniales, Verrucalvaceae.
AUGGAUGUUCGGAAGCAGGACAAUGACGCAGCUUUGGAUGACUGCGCCCCACAAUUUCCACCCACCCGGCCAGGUCGCUUGGAUCGCAUCAAUCUCUGCCACGUCCUUGUCAAUGUGAACCCACGAUGGCUUCAGUUUAGUCGCAGCCGACACCUUCGACAACCAUUGCUGUAUGUACAUCGGUUUCAUAACACGUACCAACGACGCCUCAAGGAGUGCAGCCACUGCAAGUUCAUGAAGCGACAGCACAGCCCCAACCUCAGCAAGGCGUACAAGGUGGCUAGUCUGGAAUACGCGAAACUCAACAUCGCGAAUCCUCCCAAUUGGAACGAAAUUAUUUGGUCCGACGAAUAA